GAGCUGACUCUCUAAAAAACUCACUCAUACUACUUAAGAAAGUUAAAAUAAAGUCCCGAAAGGCUGUCUGCUUACCUUUCUCAACAGGUCAAAGAAAUGGCCUCGGACAUCAUGGUGGCUGCAGCCCUGGGGCGACCUUUCACCCUAGGAAUGCUUUAUGAUGCUCGGAAAGAUGAACUGAUCCCAGGUUUCAGACUGUGGGACGGUAAAGCUCUACAAGAGAAGAUAGGUGAAAGCCUUCAGCACAGCAGUACAUUCGAAAUUUCGGUAUCUGACUCCAUUGAAUCCAAGUCCUCUCUGCUGAAGGUUGAUGCUUCUCUGAUGGCAAGUUUCAUGAGUGGACUGUUUGAAGUCGAGGGAUCUGCUGAAUACCUGAAUGACAAGAAGAAAUUCAAGAAUCAGAGCAGAGUGACGUUUCAGUAUAAAGCUACCACCCACUUCAAGGAGCUCUCGCUGACAUCCCUUUCAACCAUGGACUCACAACAAAGAGAAAUCAUUAAGAACGGCUUGGCAACACAUGUAGUCACAGGCAUCCUUUACGGGGCACAUGCUUUCUUUGUAUUUGACAGUGAGAAGCUAGAAGCCAGCAGCGUGAAGGACAAACAGAUCAGCAUGAAAGCUGUGAUUAAGAAGAUUCCUGAUUUUAAUGUUCAGGGGAAAGGUGACAUCAAGCUGAAUGAAGCAGAAAAAGCCCUGACAAAGACUUUCUCCUGCAAAUUCUAUGGAGACUUUAUUCUUGAGAGCAACCCUGCAACAUUUGAGGACGCAGUGAAGACCUAUGCACAGCUUCCACAGCUACUAGGGAAAAAUGGAGAGAAUGCGGUUCCUGUCAAGGUUUGGCUGAUGCCGCUGAAGAAUUUGGACUCCGAAGCCGCUGAGCUGAUGAAUGGGAUCAGUGUUGGACUAGUGAGGAGGGCGCAGGACACACUAGAAGAUUUAAGGGAUAUAGGGAUUAGGUGCAAUGACUCUCUGGAAGACAGUGUGGUAGAGAAGUUUCAACACAUUCAAGAAGAGUUGAGCACUUUUCAAAAACUGUGUGGCAAUUACACAUCUAAACUCCAGAGGACCAUGGCAGACAAACUUCCCUCCAUUCGUGAAGGUAAAGAUGAUGAGAGCUCGGUUGAACAACUCUUUGAAGACAGAGACAAGUCGCUAUUCAAUCAUGAAACACUAAGCAAGUGGCUAAAUUGUAAAGAGAGAGAAAUCAAUGUCAUCAGAUCCUGUGUGGACACCAUGAAAGAAGCAAAGAUCAUCCUGAAUCAGUCAGAGCUGGACCGAGAGGUUCUCGCUCCAGGUGUAGAGCAUGUUCUGUGUUUUGUUUUCACCUCCAUGGAAAGCGGUGACACCAGCUUAAACUCUCUCAAAUUAGGAAGUAGUGAUGAAGACCAGUGGUACUCCUCAGAUAGUGUUUUAAUCCAAAUGAGAAAAAAAGCUGAAGCUUUCCGUGACGUUGUCAAAGCACUAAAGAAGAACUGCAGAUUCCGUUUCCUUGUAGCAGCCAUAAAAAAUAAAAAAUACUCAGGAGCAACCAUCUACCACUACAAGGACGGUAUUCUGGACACAGAAGAUUUUUCAAGGCCUGACCUCCCUGAUGUGAAGACCAUCACAGACCGAAGUGAUCUGAUCUGGUAUUCAUGUGAUCUCACCCUGGACCCAAACACUGCAAACAACUACAUCAUAUUGUCUGAAGGCAACAAGAAGGCAACAUGUGGAGCGUGGCAGACAUAUCCUGAUCACCCAGAGAGGUUCAGUAAAUACCCUCAGGCACUGUGCAAAGAGGGGUUAUAUAAGCGCCAUUACUGGGAGGUAGAGUUGAGCACUGGUUCUAUUGAAUCUUCUUAUGUUGCUGCUUCAUACAAGAGAAUCGAAAGAAAAGGAAGUGGUCCAGAGAGCGUUUUGGGAUCUAAUACCAUAUCGUGGACUUUUGGCCAAUAUUUGUCAUCGAAGUUACGCUCACUUAGGGCAUGGCAUAAUGGUAUGGUGUGGGAAAUUCCUUUUCCCUCCAGUGGCUGCAAUGUGAUUGGGGUGUUUCUGGACUGGCCUGCAGGUACUAUGUCCUUCUACAAAGUCUCCUCUAACACACUGAGUCACCUCUACACAUUUCGCAACACAUUCACUGAGCCUGUUUACCCAGGCAUUUGGGCUAAUAAAUAUUCCAAUUACGUGCACCUACGUCCACUUGAUUAAGAGCAAUGAAGAAGAACUGUUGGAUUCUCUGUCUGUUGAAAUGAAUCAGGGUUUACUUUAAAGGUGUUGUAUACGACAUUCAGAGCAUUAUUGUGGUUAUGCUCCCUCCGAGCUCCCAGCUCAGACUCUGGAUCUUAGAUAUGGUCUGAAUGUCACAUGCAGCUCCUUUAAAGAACAAUGCAACAACCCAUUUUAAAACUGCUGUAUGUAACUCUGGACAAAGAUAGCUGAUUCUUAUGGACGCUUUGGGUUGGUAGUUGGGUGUAACUACCAGCCCCAGAUUGUCGGUACUUGAUGACCUGGGAGUGAGACACAACAAUUAACUAUCUUUUUACAGAGUUAAAUACAGCACCUUUAACAAAUCUAAAAAAAGUAUUUAAACCCAGAGGGACAAGGACAAUUACUGAUACAAUGAACUGACAGUUUCUGUAAUUUUCUGUUUGUCAAGUUGACCGCAUGCAGUCUUCUACUCAAACUGGUGCUUCACAGUGUCACCAUCAGUUUAAUAUCUAUGUGCUUCAGCUACCACUGAGGAAAAAAAUACGUAUGAUGCAAAAUUCUGAUGCAGAACGACCUCAAUCACUGUUCAGCUGGACUGAUACUGAUGCAUCACUGUGUAUGCCAUUUUUAAUGUUCUCGCUGGUUUCAGUAAAGCUAUUUUUUUGCUACUGUAUAUACUGUUAGGCAGCGUAAUCUACAACAGUACAUCAUGUUUUAUAAAAUUAUCAUUUGUUUUGCAUAUAAAAUGUUAACCUGUGGACUUACAACACUACAAUACUGUCCUCUGAAAUGUAUCAAAAUACAUGUAAAUGUACCUAUUUACUUUACAUCACUAAAACUAUGGUCUGUUGUGGCUGGAUAACAUGUGGAUUGUAUAAAUGUUGACCUGAAUCAUGUCGAUGAAAGUCAGCAAACUUCUACAGUGGAGCAGUAGAAAGCAUACUGACUUGAAACAUCAUGAACUGGCAUGGUUCUUGCACGGCCCAGGACAGGAAGGCUCUACAGUGGUCGAUUAAAAAUGGCCAGAACAUCACUGG
Plectropomus leopardus (leopard coralgrouper) is the source of this 3224-nucleotide messenger RNA. RefSeq names its product neoverrucotoxin subunit beta-like. Gene Ontology annotation, molecular function: protein binding. The record is from RefSeq and is a predicted model, not a curated record. NCBI's taxonomy places the organism in Eukaryota, Metazoa, Chordata, Actinopteri, Perciformes, Serranidae.